AUGCACAACCCACACAAAAUCAACACAACAUGAGGAAGUGAUCUGUUCUUAAAGCAAAGCAGAAGAGAAAGAAGCAGAAUCACUGAUCUGAGCUGCAGCUGCUUCACACGGUGAAGGUGGAAGGUGUGUGUGAGCUGAUGUGGAUCCAGUGAAUCCAGCAGCAUGGAUCAGUGGGAGGAGCCACAGGAGGGAGCCCCUCCCUCUAAAAGCAGAGAUGAUAACCAUGACAACAAGAGCAAAGCUCAGAGGAACAAACCUGGAUCUGGACCUGGAUCUGCACCUGGAUCUAAAUCCAGCUGGGGGUCCAACAGGAGUGACAUGUCGAAGGAUUUACCUAUAACCUUCAAAGACAUCAUUCCAGGACUGAAAGAAGGUCAACAGGUCACACAGAGAGUCCAGUCUGCAGCCUCCAGCUGUGGAUCCAUGAAGAGUGACUGGUCCAAAGGGAAAACUCCAGACUUCAGAACUGAACCAGGACCUUCAGACUCACAUGUCCACAGAGAGAAGAAGAGGAGCGGACCCCAGUCUGCAGAAAGACCCAGAGCUGCAGAUGUUGGUCUGCAGGAGAUGUUUGGAGAACAUCAGAUCAGUCUGAGGAGCAGAAGUGAACAUGUGGCUGAAGGAACUGAAGAAGCAGGAAGAGAAACGCUCCUCAACAGGGUCUACACUGAGCUCUACAUCACAGAGGGACUGAGACCAGAGGCUCACACCCAACAUGAGGUGAUGCAGCUGGAGACCACCACCAAGACCAACCAGCUCCAUGACACUGCAAUCAAGAACCCAGACAUCUUCAAAGUCUUCCCUGACCAACACAGAUCCAUCAGAGUGGUUCUGACCAGCGGAGUUGCUGGAGCUGGAAAAAGCUUCUCAGUGCAGAAGUUCACUCUGGACUGGGCCGAGGGCUUGGAGAACCAAGACAUCAGUGCUGUGGUUCCUCUGUCCUUCAGGGAGAUGAACUUGAUCAGAGAUGAGCAGCACAGUCUUCUCACUCUGAUCCAGCUGUUCCAUCCAACACUCCAGAAGAUCCCAGCAGAACAGCUGUCUGUCUGCAAACUUCUGUUCAUCUUUGAUGGUCUGGAUGAAAGCAGACUUUCUCUGGACUUCAACAACAGUCCGCUGGUGUCUGAUGUCACACACAAGUCCUCAGUCAACGUGCUGCUCACUAACCUCAUCCAGGGACGUCUGCUGCCCUCAGCUCUGGUCUGGAUCACUUCCAGACCUGCAGCAGCCAAUCAGAUCCCUCCUUCAUGUGUGGACAGACUGACAGAAGUCCGAGGCUUCAAUGAUGUUCAGAAGGAGGAGUACUUCAGGAGGAGGUUCCCAGAUGGAGAGCUGUCCAGCAGAAUCAUCUCCCACAUCAAGGGCUCCAUGUCCCUCUACAUCAUGUGUGAAGUUCCAGUCUUCUGCUGGAUCACUGCUGUGGUUCUGGAGAACCUGCUGACCACAGAGCAGAGAGGAGAGCUGCCCACCACCCUGACUGACAUGUACUCCCACUUCCUGAUGGUCCAGACAAAGAGGAAGAAGAACAAGUACCAGCAGGAACAUCAGACAAGUCCACAAGAGCUGACAGAGACUGACAGGGAAGUUCUUCUGAAGCUGGGGAGGCUGGCAUUUGAACAUCUGGAGAAAGGAAACAUCAUGUUCUACCAAGAAGACCUGCAGCAGUGUUGUCUGGAUGUCACAGAGGCCUCAGUGUACUCUGGAGUUUGUACUGAGAUCUUCAGAAGAGAGUGUGGGAUCUUCCAGAAACCGGUCUACAGCUUUGUUCAUCUGAGCGUUCAGGAGUUUCUGGCUGCAGUCUACAUGUUCCACUGUUACUCCAACAGGAGGGUAAAGGUCAUUGAGGACUUCCUGAAGAAAAACAUGGAGAACCCAUCCCUGGAUGAGUUUCUGAGUAGAGUCAUGGAGAAAUCCCUGCAGAGUAAAACUGGACACCUGGACCUGCUGGUUCGCUUCCUUCAUGGUCUCUCUGUGGAGUCCAACCAGAGACUCUUAGGAGGCCUGCUGGGUCAGACAGAGAAGGAUCCAGAAACCAUCCAGAGAGCCAUCAACAACCUGAAGAUCAACAGUGACGGAGUUUCUCCUGACAGAAGCAUCAACAUCUAUCACUGUCUGAUGGAGAUGAAGGACCUCUCAGUUCAUCAAGAGAUCCAAGAGUUCCUGAAGUCAUGGAACAAAUCAGAGAAGAAACUCUCAGAGAUCCACUGCUCAGCUCUGGCCUACACUCUGCAAAUGUCAGAAGAGGUUCUGGAUGAGCUGGACCUGGACCAGUACAAGACAUCAAAUGAGGGUAAACGGAGACUGAUCCCAGCUGUGAGGAACUGCAGAAAGUUCAGACUUCCAGAAGAAUGUGUAUUCUUUGAGACUCACUGUGAAAUUGUGGCCUCUGCUCUGAAGUCCAACCCGUCCCACCUGACAGAACUGGACCUGACCAACAACAUCCUGGAGGAUGCAUCAAUGAAGGUUAUGUGUUCUGGACUGGAGAGUCCAAACUGCAGACUGCAGACUCUGAGUCCUUCCCCAGCAUUGGGUGACUCAAGAGGAGGAUUUCUGCAACCAGCAGAGGAACUUCAGAGUGGAACAGGAAGAACCAGAACCUCUACCGUCUGAAAAGGAGAGACAACAACUUCCACAGAUUAAAGAGGAGCCAGAAGAACUCUACAUCAGUCAGGAUGAAGAGCAGCUUGAUCUGAAACAGGAGACCUUGAUGGACAUUCCUACUUAUGAGGAAGAUGAGAACAGUGAAGCAGAUCUAAACAAUCAGCAGAGCUUUAAUGUAACUGAUAGUCAGGAUGAAGAAGGAAACCAUCAUGAAGAACCAACAUCAACUACAGAUGAAGAGACGGACCCACAGAACAGAGAUCAGAGGAAGAGGAGAGACAGAAGUCAUGUCCAAAGUGUGGACAGCUCUCGCAUGUUAGAAAGUCAGUGUGACUCUGAUUGUAAUAAAAAAUCAAACCACGAUGAAUUGGUUGAGAAACACAAACCUCCAAACGAGAAGAUACUUUCCUCUAUGAAGUCUGAUAAAAGAUGCUAUGUUUGUAAAGAAUGUGGUAAGAGCUUUUGUUUCUUGUCUAUGUUCAGAAUUCACGUAAGAAGUCACACAGGAGAGAAGCUAUUUGUAUGUAAAGAAUGUGGUAGAAGUUUUAGUCAAAAAGGUAAUCUUAAAAGACACAUGAGAACUCACACAGGAGAGAAGCCUUUUUCUUGUAAAGAAUGUGAUAAACGUUUUAAUGAUAUAUCUAAUCUCAAAGCACACAUGAGAAAUUUCACAGAAAAUCCUUUUUUUUGUAAAAAAUGUGACAGACGUUUUUGUAACGUGUCUCAGUUCAGAUAUCACAUAAGAAUUCAUACAGGUGAGAAGCGAUUUUUAUGUAAAGAAUGUGGUAGAAGUUUUAGUCAAAAAGGUAAUAUCGAAAGACACAUGAGAACUCACACAGGAGAGAAGCCUUUUUCUUGUAAAGAGUGUGAUAAAAGUUUCAAUGAUGUAUCUAAUCUCAGAACACACAUGAAAAAACACACAGGAGAAAGGCCUUUUUCUUGUAUAAAAUGUGAUAAAAGUUUUAACCGCAUAUAUCACCUCCAAAGACACAUUAGAACUCACACAUGAGCAAAGCCUUUUACUUGGAAAACAGUGUAAUAAAGUAUAUAUUGUAGACUCUAAAACCAGGAAAAGUUUGAGCAGAGACCUUGUGCAGUAAAAGACAUUCAGGGUUUUCGCAAGAAAAGGUAAAGAUCCGGAAAAAGUACAAUUUUUCUUCCAUAGAGAUCGAAACUAGUAUUUUACACAAAUUCAUGACAUUUUGAUUAAAAUAUUUUAGACAGGGUUUUAUUUGUAUGGUAAAUACCGUGUAGUUGUAUAACUUUUAUGUACCUUCUUUGAAAGCCCAAAUUAUUUUACAGUUACAUUCCCAUCCACCCACACACACACACAUUUACACACUGGUGGCAUCUGUGAUGUUUCACACUGGCACCAACCUAUAACCACCAGGAUCAAUAUAGGGUUCAGUUUUGUCCAAUGACACUUUGACACAUGGACGGGUAAAGUGGUAAUUCAACCUGCGAUGUUCUGAUCAGAGGUCAACUCCUCUACCUCGCAGCACAGCUGAUGACUUAAGUUUCUGUAUCCCAGAAAAUGUGAAUAUUUUAAUAUGUGUUUUAAAUCUUCAAAACUCAUGGGAUCAAACCUUAAUGUACUUGUUAACUCCAAAGCUUUCAUUACAUGAACACAGAUUCACAGACUGUUGGCCUCCAUAACACAUUGACGCAGUCAUUCAGUUAAAAGGAGACACUAGUUAGUAUUGAACACAUAACAAUGAACAGUUUUCUGAAGUCUGACAUGAACCAAAAACAUCCUUUUUUCAUGGGUUUGAUACUAUAUUCAAUUUUUUUACGACUGAUCUUUUUAUUCAUCUUUUCGUCACAGUUAACAAAACUGAAGAUAAAAAGAACCAAUACAUUUCAAUAUAUGUCUUAAAAUGAUACAUAAUUUGAAUUAAACAGCUUGCACUGACAAAAAUGUUAAAAUCUUUCACAAAAUGAAUUCUUUUAAAUGUACCUGUUAAUAGAAAUGGGUUGUUUUGUAUUAUUAGUUAAGACUUGAAUGUUUUCAUUGUGGUUGUAAUUUGUGCUGAGAUGAUUGCAUGUUGUUUAUGUGUGUUACCAUGACAACACAAGACAGAUUUCAUACGUCUUUAAAUCUAACUUUUAUGUGUUUAGUGAUUAAUUAGUGAGAAUUAGUGAGACUAGUGAAAAAUGUAUUCAGACACACCUUUGGUUUGUCUAAGGAUUAAUAACCCCUCUUGUUAAAAUAAAAUAUGUCCAACACAAGAGGCCCUCAGUUCUCAUCUGCCUGCCCAGCUGUUGGACAGGACAAGUUAGAAAAAAGAAAAAAAAGAAGUGUGGAGUCUUUCUCAAAGUGUGGGUUUCUGUGAAUAUGAUGCACUGUAUUCAUUCCAAUGCAUAUUUGUAUAAAAAUCAUAAAAUGACUUUAGUAGAAUCAAAUGUUAACAUUUUUAGACUAAAUGGAGACUGAAGCAUUUUUCUGUUUUUAAAUCUAUGGAAAAUAUCCCAUUAAAAAUCACAUGUACCGUAUUUUCACGACAAGGCACAUUUAAAAGUCUUAACCCUUGUGCUAUCCUAGGCACUUUAACAUUGGGCGUUGGGUCAUCUAGACCCACUAGACAGUGCACUGAACCUUUUUUCAUCAAUGAUUUGUGAACCUCACUGGUGUUCAUGGAAGUUAGUUUUAGGUUGGAUAUUCGACAGACAUUCAGCGCGUAUCUCCAGGGAGGUCUCUUGGGGACCAUAAACAAAUUAACCCUUGUGCUAUCUUAGAUGACCUCACCCUUACAUUGACGUGUUCUCCCUACCAUGACAAAGGUGGAUAAAGGUGAAAAGAUUUCAGAUAAGUGGCAUCUCUUGACACGUUCAUAAUUUCCAAACCAAGACUGCAUCAUCUCCUGAUUGUUUGAAUUGCUCCAAGAAAAGCAGCAGAAAUUGCCCAGAAGGUAAGAGCGGGUCCCUCCCAGAUGCCCCGAUCAGUUGCCUUUUAAUCAGGAGCGAGCUCAUAAUGCAGUUUCACAACACACCAAACAAAGUGUGAGACAGAGCGCAUGUUUCUAUCCCCCUUUCAGCAAUUAUGCUGCUGUGUGAAGCACAAACGCUUCAUUUAACACAGCCAGCAGCUUUGUUCAACAACUGCAAUCUCUGCCAUCCGAGAUCAGACUUAUUAGCGGCAUUAACAGGCCGAACGGCCUUGUUAACAUUUUGGAAAUGAGUCCAGCCUCCAGCACUCAUCAUUAUCCAGGUUGUCUGUUGUUUUCCAACCUCGGUGCAACAACUGUGCAGACUUUCAGCGGCCUGAUUGGACCGCCGCCUCUACCACAAAGGAGCCAAGAUUCCCACCUUUGUCUCUGAUCUGCACAAAGCAAACCAUGGACACCAGUGAAGAUCACAAAUCAUUGAAGAAAAGAGGUUCAGUGCACUGUCUAGUGGGUCUAGAUGACCCAACUCCCAACGUUAAAGUGCCUAGGAUAGCACAAGGGUUACCAAGCGCAUGAGAUGGAGAAGAUUUUAGAUCAAACCCAAAACUAAAUGCUUUGCAAAAAUAAAUUACUAUAAAAUA
Oryzias latipes (Japanese medaka) is the source of this 6127-nucleotide messenger RNA. The record is from RefSeq and is a predicted model, not a curated record. NCBI's taxonomy places the organism in Eukaryota, Metazoa, Chordata, Actinopteri, Beloniformes, Adrianichthyidae.